AUGGAACCGACAGAAGAUCUCUUUUCUAUACUUUUUUGUGCGGAUCAAUACCUCUACUCUCCCACCUCAACCGAAGCAAAUACAGACAUGGAACCGACAAAAGAUCUCUUUUCUAUACUUUGUGCGGAUCAGACCCAAUACCUCUGCUCUCCCACCUCAACCGAAGCAAAUACAGACAUGGAACCGACAGAAGAUCUCUUUUCUAUACUUUGUGCGGAUCAGACCCAAUACCUCUGCUCUCCCACUUUGACCGAAGCAAAUAUACACAUGGAAUCGACAGAAGAACCCAUCUCUACACUUUGUGUGGAUCAGACCCAAUACCUCUGCUCUCCCACUUUGACCGAAGCAAAUAUACACAUGGAAUCGACAGAAGAACCCAUCUCUACACUUUGUGUGGAUCAGACCCAAUACCUCUGCUCUCCCACUUUGACCGAAGCAAAUAUACACAUGGAAUCGACAGAAGAACCCAUCUCUACACUUU
Messenger RNA from Paraglomus brasilianum, 481 nucleotides. The record is from the annotation of a GenBank genome assembly. Lineage: Eukaryota; Fungi; Glomeromycota; Glomeromycetes; Paraglomerales; Paraglomeraceae.